Lingula anatina is the source of this 2409-nucleotide messenger RNA. RefSeq names its product E3 ubiquitin-protein ligase CHIP. NCBI's taxonomy places the organism in Eukaryota, Metazoa, Brachiopoda, Lingulata, Lingulida, Lingulidae. The record is from RefSeq and is a predicted model, not a curated record. Gene Ontology annotation, cellular component: cytoplasm. Gene Ontology annotation, molecular function: protein-folding chaperone binding; ubiquitin protein ligase activity. Gene Ontology annotation, biological process: protein polyubiquitination; proteasome-mediated ubiquitin-dependent protein catabolic process; cellular response to misfolded protein.
GGGCGACAUCUAUUUUGCAUACGUAAACAGAUAAGUUUCUGGAAGUUGACAGGAAUGUAAGAAGGCAUGAUCCUUCUCGGUGAUACAAGGACUUUUGGUUUAUUCUUUUCAUAAAACUCACAGACUUUGAACUGAAAAACAAUCAUGAGCGCCACAGAUCUCAAAGAGCAGGGUAAUCGAUUGUUUGCAGUGCGCAAAUUCAAGGAUGCAGUGUCUUGCUACAGUAAAGCAAUUAUGAAAAGUCCUCAGGUUCCAACAUAUCACACAAACAGGGCAUUGUGUUACUUGAAGAUGAAGCAGUGGGAGUUAGCUAUACAAGAUUGCAAACAGGCUCUUGAACUGGAUUACAAUCUAGUUAAGGGACAUUUCUUCCAAGGACAGGCUCUGUUAGAACUCAAAGCUUUUGAAGAAUCCAUAGCUUGUCUGAAAAAAGCAAAUGACCUGGCCAAAGAACAGAAGUUGAAUUUUGGAGAUGAUAUUGCCAGUGCUUUAAGAGCUGCAAAGAAAAGACGAUGGAAUGCUAUUGAGGAGAAACGCAUCCAACAGGAAAUUGAGCUGCAAUCUUAUUUAAACAAACUCAUCACUGAUGAAAAGGAAAGACAAAUCCAAGCAGUCCGAGAAGUAGCUGGUGACUUAGAUUGUACAGAAGAAGAAGAAAGCAUAGAAACUGACCAUCAAAAAAGGCGCAGUGAACUGAAUGACCUUUUUGUACAGCUAGAUGAAAGAAGAAAGAAAAGAGAUGUUCCAGAUUACUUGUGUGGUCGCAUCAGUUUUGAAUUAAUGCGAGAUCCUGUGAUAACUCCUAGUGGUAUUACAUAUGAUAAAAAAGAUAUUGAGGAGCACUUACAGAGAGUUGGUCAUUUUGAUCCAGUAACACGGACAGAUCUUACACAGGACAUGCUUAUUCCAAAUCUUGCAAUGAAAGAAGUAAUAGAUCAUUAUUUAGAGACAAACCCUUGGGCUGAGGAUUACUAAAAUAAAUUCAUUUUAAUGUACAGAGGUUGCAGAGAUGUGCUGCACCCUAGUGACAGCAGUGGCUGUGAUGGAAUGUUACCUGUAGGGCAUUGAUAGCAUAUUGGCAAUGUUCUACUGCAGUUGACAUUUUACUGGUAUACUUGAACAACACCAAAAUAUUUAUCUCUUGCUAUUAAUGUACAGAGUCUUUGUUAGCCUUGAAAUGUGGAUUGUUUUACCCAGCAUUUUGGUCAUUGGUGACAUAGUAAUGUUUCUACAAAUUCUAGACAAUGUGAUUAUGUGCUUUGUUAGACGUGUUUUUAUGUGAAUAGUUGACAUUUAUUUGGAGAACACACUCAUUCAUUCUAGAUGCUAAAGCCAAAUUUCAGUGUUUGCUGGCAUACUGCUUAUUACUCAAAUACUGACAUGGUCUAUCAAAAGCUAGCAGUCUUUAGAAUGGGCAUCAUCUGGGAUUUUAAUUAACUUUUGCAUAUUAGUCAAUGUAAAUUCAAUCAAGUUUAUAAAAUCAAGGGGUCAGAAAUAAUGGCAAACUAGUUAGUUUGGUGCAGCAGUGAAUAAAAGCUGGCAGAAUUCAACCACUGAUAUUUUUUUGGUUGUUUUCUGCUAAAUUACGGUGUACGUAUUACACAAUAAAUUAGCCACAUUUUGUGUUACUUUUGUAUUGCUUUCAAAGCGAUAAGAAGACAUUCCCAGUGCAUUGUUUCACCCGCGUCAUCUAAAAGUGAGUCCCACUUCGGAUUCUCACACUUUUCUAAUCUUUUAUGAUGUCAUGCAUGCACACUGCCACCACCCUCCUUUCAAGCGAUCUCAAAUUCUGUCCAUAACAGUUAUCCUUGUAAUUAGGGCAAAAGAAUCUGUCUCUAACUGUCUUUGAAAUUUGUUUUAUUUUGACAUGUCUGCAUUUUUAUGCUAACACUGAUGUUAAGAAAAGUUCACUGGUCCUUUGAAAAGCAGUUCAUUAGCCAACCCCAAACCAUUUUUAAUUAUUCAUCUACACAUUUUGCUGAGACAGAAACAUGCUUGUAAGAAAUUGUAAGAAAGUACCAUUCACCUGUGGUCUGUAUAUAACCUGAACAUGUUUAAAAAAUCUUGUAUUACCAAUCACUGUGUAUUACAAUUACUGUUUAUGUAAAUAUAUGUGCUUACAAUUUAAAAUGUUUAUUUUUUAUUUAGGUGACAGAAAGGAAAGAAAUAAAACUCGAACUGAACAGCAGUUAAUAAUGAAAAAAUAACUUGCUGAGUUCCUUUGAAACAACGAGAACAAGCUUGAUGUCCUAAUUUCCCCACUAGAAUAAGAACCCAAAACUCAUCCCGUUUUACAAAAACCCUUGUUGCACCAUUUGAGGAUAUGUACAUAUAAGGCAAAUAUUAGUGAAAAGUAAACUGGAUCAUGAUAAUAUUUUAUUUAAAUAAAGCCAAUUGUCACUAGAGAAA